Messenger RNA from Wasmannia auropunctata (little fire ant), 5711 nucleotides. RefSeq names its product proteasome-associated protein ECM29 homolog. Gene Ontology annotation, biological process: proteasome assembly. Bases 62 to 5491 code for a protein of 1809 amino acids. Lineage: Eukaryota; Metazoa; Arthropoda; Insecta; Hymenoptera; Formicidae. The record is from RefSeq and is a predicted model, not a curated record. Gene Ontology annotation, cellular component: cytoplasm; nucleus. Gene Ontology annotation, molecular function: molecular adaptor activity. The transcript has 28 exons.
CGGACGGCAACUACUCGCCGUCCGGAUUCCCUGCUUUCUCCUCUUUGCGGACUUUUUCAAAAUGGCAGCGGCUACGGACGAGCUGAUUUUACUCGAGCGAGUGUUCCUCCGCCUGGGCUCCGCCGAGACGGACGAGCAGCUACAGGCGUCGGUCUGCAAAUUUCUGCCUCCCGUACUGCUCAAGUUGUCCAGCGCGCAGGAAGGCGUCAGGAAGAAGGUGAUGGAGCUGCUGAUUCAUAUAAACAAGAGAAUAAAGAGCAGGCCUCAGGUGCAGCUGCCCGUUGAGGCUUUACUCCUGCAGUACCAGGAUCCAUCUGCCAGCUCGUUUGUGAUCAACUUUACGAUAAUAUACAUAAAGUUGGGAUAUCCGCGAAUGGAGAUGAACAAGCAGGCGGAAUUGGUUCCAAGUGUACUGAACGCCAUCGAGGGAAAGCCGUUGUCUCAUCAAGACAGCUUAAUGUUGAUCAUAAUGCCAGCAUUAGGACACAUUAACAUACCGGUGGAUGUCGAUAAACGAGCGUCUCUCUUAGGUUUGCAAGACAAGCCUUACGUGGCGAAGCAGCUCAUAAAUUUUAUGCUCGACGUAUUAUUGUUGCCCUACGGAUCCGUGGGACAAACGGAAAAUCAACAAUCCGGUCAGAUCGACUGGACGCAGUUCACCGUACCGCCCGGCUUGAGCGACUACGCGUUCAAGAGAGUGAUUGGCGAGAGUCCGCCUACGGCCGAGCAGCUCGAGCAGAUGAAACUGGGCAUUGUCAAGUUCCUCGCCGGUGGAUUUUUCCCGGAUACAGAUAUCCUGAUACACCUGAUCGUAGCGGCCGCGGACACCAGAUUCAGCAUCGCUAACAUGGCGGAUUUGGAAUUGAAGAAGAUAAUUGGUACAUUGGAUUGGUCCUCGAUGCAACUAGCAGCUCCGCUUUACACGUUAUUCUUGGGCACCGAUGCAUUGGCCACGCAGAAAGAGGUGAAACCCGAAAUGAAACGGCUACCAGCAAGCACUCGAAUUCGCCUCAAGCUUCUGCAGUAUCUUUGUCGAGUGACUAAAGCGGGAUUCAUCAUACCGCCGUGUAUUCAGGUUAUUUUCGAUUCACUCUAUGGAAAAAAUACGAAUGCAAAGUUAAAAUCAUUGGCACUGCAAUUUACGUCAAACAUCGUCCAGCACUGCAGCCUUAUACCGUUAACUCGCGUCGCCGGAGUGAUCUUGAAUGGCAUGAUAAAAUUGAUCUCCGAAGGCGAUGACGUGCACAAACCGAUGGCAUAUACAGUCAUUGGACAACUUGGUCAAAGAAUACCGUCUCUGAUAAACAAAGACUUGAGCUUGCUGCACAACUUGUUCGACACGCUUGUCUCCACGGACGGCGAACUGCGACGCACGGUGAGGGACGCAUUGAUUUGCGUAACGUCCGCGUUUGUGCUGAAUAAGGAGGACGAAAGCAAUGUAGCUCUGAUGAAUGCUCUGCUGUCGGUGCACAUCGAAUCGCCAGAAUCGAGCGUAAGAUUUGUGGCAAUGCAUUAUGCCGCAACCGUGUUCCCACCUGAUGACGCUCCAUCUCGGUAUCUCUUGUUAUUAGCGUGUGGUGACAACAAACACGAGAUAAGUACAGAAGCCACGAAGGCGCUUUACGGUGUUGUCCAUAAAAAUGAGGACGAUCAACAGAUUAGCAAUAAGAUAUUGCUGCCCGAGUUUGUGAAACUAGUAAGUUACAUCUAUUCGAAGAUGCAGUCGAGAAUGCCCGCCGCGAGCGGCGGCAGAAACACGGAUAAGCAGGUACUCCCGUACAGUGUCGCUACAUUUUCCGAGAUUAUUACUUAUUUUCGCGUUUGCCUCGCCAGGAGUGCAAAUAUUCCCGCGCGAAAUGAGCCGUUGCAACAUCCGUGCGAACAUACCCCUUUGAUUGGACGUUACUUGGAGAGAUUAUACAAGGAUCAACCGGAGAUAUUAAAUAAUUAUGUCGAUAUGAUUUUACUCUUCAGUCAUUCUUGCGCAGAUCAAAUUUCUCUGAACGCAUUAUUGGAAGUGCUUGGAUCCGUUCCGCAUUACAUGAUAAAAUCGUACGAGAAGGAGCUGCCGUGGCUCAGUUCCUUGCUCGCUUCCACUAAACAAGACGUGCGACAGUUAGCCGCGAAAAUAUACGCCGCUAUUACCGGCUACUUUUCGCGGAAUGAAUUUGAGAAGCAUGUCUCGAACGUUAUGAACGUUAUGAAUAGAAAAAAUUUGGAGGCGCAGCACGGCGCGUUAAUGACGCUGACUUACAUGAUGGAAAGAAAUUUAAUACAGCAACGAAAUGGAACUACUAAGGAGGAUUUGUGCAAUUGGACGACUUACAACGAUAUUGUGAAAACAAUAUGUACAUAUCUUCGCGACAACGCGAUGUUAUUGAUGGACGCGGCUAUUCAAGCCGUUGGUAUCUUGGGUAGAACGUACUCUCUACCAUUACCAACGGAAGGCGAUGACGAGUUGAACAAGAAAGCGAUAGUAGAAACGCUCUUUUCCGUACUAUCUAAUGCCAAAUUGAAUACCAAGAUGAAAGAAAAAGCUGCGCUUUCAUUGGGACAGCUGUGCGUCGGCGAGUGUUUUCCGCACACCACGGACAUCGCUAACAAAAUUAUAGCAACAGUCAAGGAGACAAAAGAUAUCGAAAUUCAUUUAAUUCUGGGCGAAGCUUUGGUCUGCUGUGUUCAAGCGCAAGCUUCUGCGGAAGCAAGAGACGCUUGGACGACUUUGCCCGCCGAACAUGUUGGUCCGUACAGUAAAGAGAGUGACGAAUUGUUAAUACAUGUGUUGAAUGAAUUAUUUAAUGUAUACAAAGUGCCUCAUCCAAACUUGCGACAGGCAGUAUGUGUAUGGCUGUUUGCACUUCUAAAACACAACGUUCAACGGGAAUGUAUUAAGGAAAAAUUUUCCAUGAUUCAUCAUGCAUUUAUAGAUUUUCUAUCAGAUGACAGUGAUAUAGUGCAAGACAUCGCUUCGAAAGGCCUUAGUUUGGUACAUAUUAACAGCAAACAGGAGGAACGCGAUGCUUUAGUGUCCAAUAUAUUAGAUCAGUUCACGCAGGGUCGCAGAGCGGUGCAACAGGUUACCGCCGACACCAAAUUAUUUGAAGAAGGCCAACUAGGAAAGAGUCCGUCUGGUGGCAAUCUGUCGACGUACCGAGAAAUCUGUUCUCUCGCGACGGAAAUGCAGAAGCCCGAGCUCGUGUAUUAUUUCAUGCAUUUGGCAAAUCACAAUGCGAUAUGGACAUCCAAAAAGGGGGCUGCAUUCGGUUUCGCGGCAAUCGCCAAUAUCGCGAGGGACGAACUGAACAAAUAUCUACCCAACAUCAUACCGCGAUUGUACAGAUAUCAGUUCGAUCCGACGCCCAAGAUCCAGCAGAGUAUGAGCAGCAUUUGGCGGGCCGUCGUUCCGUCCACGACGAAAGCCAUCGAACAGUAUCAUAAAGAAAUAUUGACUGAUGUAACUGAUAAUCUAACGAAUAACGAGUGGAGGGUACGUAUCAGUUGUUGUAAUGCUCUCGCAGAUCUAUUAAGGACUAAUGUUCAAUUCGACUUCGCCGAAUACGGCCCGGAGCUCUGGAAGAAACUGUUCCGCGUGAUGGACGACAUUCACGAGGGUACGCGGUUAGCCGCGACAAACACCACUAAGAUACUUAGUAAGGUUUGCAUACGCCAUUGCGACUCGUCGCACGGUAACGCGGGGAAGGAAGUUAUUCAAGCGAUACUGCCCGUGCUACUCGACACCGGCAUCACUCACGUCGUGCAGACGGUGAGAUCUAUAUCGUUGCAAACGGUGUCCCAACUCGUGUCCACGGCCGGCGUUCUGUUGAAACCGUCGCUCGUCAAUCUGAUACCGUCGUUGCUGGAGACGAUCGGCGAAUCGGAGAACCCUAAGCUUUCGUAUUUGAGUAAUGUGUGCGGCGCGACCACGGAGACUCAGGAGGCAGUCGAUAAUCUCAGAGCGAGCGUCGCCAAAGGUCAUUAUGCGUCAGAUACGAUAACAAAGUGUAUCCAGUACGUCGAUGCGGCCGUAUUGAAGGAAUUAAUGCCAAAAGUAAUAGAGUUAAUCAAAUUCAGCGUAGGAUUUGGAACAAAAAUUGCUUGUUUGCAUUUCGUGAUUCUCCUCAGCACGCAUCUGAAAGCAGAAUUACAGCCGUACAGUUCUAAAGUAUUAUCUGCUUUGCUCAAUGGUUUGUUGGAUCGUAAUGCUGCUGUGAGGAAAAACAAUGCGGUUUGCAUUGGACAUAUAGUUGGCUCCGCUAAAGACUCUAGUCUAGAUAAAUUAUUUAAUACCUUAAACACGUGGUAUUUGGAACGCGAAGAUGAUGCAAUAAGAUUAGCGAUCGGACAAGCAUUGCAAUCUAUAAAUAAUUAUAAUCAGGAGACGUUAAAGAAUUAUCAAAAAAUUGUCAUUCCUCUUGCCUUCUUUGCGAUGCACGCGGAAAAGGUGCCAGGAAACGAAAGCACCGUUGAAUUGUGGACUGAUCUUUGGAACGAAAUAACGCCCGGGACUGAAGCAGGAAUCGUGCAAAAUCUGCAAGCAAUAACCGGUAUUUUACACGUAGCUUUGGAGUCAGCGUCGUGGACUACGAAAGUGCAAGCGGCAAACGCAGUUCAUACCGUUGCCUUAAAGUCAGGUCAUAAUAUUGAUAUAGAAGCCAGGAAUACCUUAUUAAAGAUACUGACCAAUGGUCUGCGUGGUAGAACGUGGAACGGAAAGGAACGUCUGCUGAACGCUCUCGCUAUGUUAGCGUGCAAUAGCAAAGAAGCCUUAAACGCAGACCCUGCGUUGUUAGAUACAGUUGUGCUGACACUACAUAGGGAAAGUAAAAAGGAGAACGUGGAGUAUCGUCGGCACGCGUUACAAGCGUUCGCCAUGGUCUUGCAUGAACUUAAUAUUGAUAGGUUUACAGAAAUAUACGAAAUUGUACAGGAAAUACUGAUUAAGGUGUCUGAUAAAAGUAACGACGACGAGGAAGACACUGUGGAGGAAAAUAGGAAAAAGAAGGAAAAUAAUAUAAAAUUGCAGGAAACGGUUUACGAGGUGCUCGGGAAAGCAUGGCCUUCCACCAAAGAGACUCAAGAUAAAUAUUGCAUAGAAUUUGUGACUCACUGUCAGAAAGUACUGCCAAAUAGUACAAGGUCUGUCCAAGUCGCUAUUUUGACAGCGUUAAAUCUCUUUGUGGAUAAACUUGUCUUGUUAAAAAUAAGUAAAACGGAAAUCUCAUUAAAGGACAAAAAGCUAUUAGAGCAAAUAGGGGAUAGUCUCAAUAAAAUAUUAACGUAUUGUAUAAACAUUUCGAAAUUCACCAAAAUUAGGAAAGAAGCGUUAAACAUCGUUCUUUCGUUAGCAAGAAAAAUGCGCGAGACGAAUAACGAUGAGCAACUCGAUAAAAUGACGCGCCUUUUGAAGGAACUCUUGCCCGAUCUAGCGAAGGAUAACCAACCAGAAAUACGGACCAGAGUGAUUGAUAUUAAAGAGAUGCUUAAAAUUUAACUAGCACGUACAUACAUUAAGUAUGCACACGGUAACCCGGAUCAAGUUUGUCCUUCGCACACGUCGUUGUAUGUUGCGUACUGUCGUAGGUGUUGGCGAUCUCGGAAUGACGAUAACAAAAGAUUGAUAACUACGAUUGCGUGUUUAUUUAAUAAUAUGUUAAAUGUAGUUGUGCCUAAUUAUAGUAUUACAUCCCUUAAUAAAAUGUAAUUUAAAACAA